CCUUCCCUAGCAAGGGGCUCAGGGCAGGUUUAAAUCCUAGGGAGCUCUAAGGAAUUGCUCAUGCUCUUGGAUCAUUGCUUGUCGGGGUUCUAGGAGGCGAAAGGGGAGGGGGACAGAUGGGGCUAUGGUUAAAAUGGAAAAACACAUUGGUUCCCCAUGUAUCCCUCGCUCUGAGUUAGGCUUGGCUGGCUUUGGCUGAUCGUUGUUGGAUAAUGACUUGAACUUACCAAGAAAAAUGAUGUACACAGUCCCUCCCUCCCUUUCCUACCUUAUUUCCUGGUAUUUGGGGUGGGAAGGGAUGCCUUUGGACAGGUAUGACAAGUCUUAGAAACAACUCCAAGUAUAAAUCUGUGCCCAGCAUCCUUGCACAGACUGUUGCUCUGGCAUCCCAAACACUCUUGACUGUAGCAGGCACUCAAGCUUCCAUUAGUGACCUACUUAUUCCAGACAGUAUUUGAUUAGGAAUUCAUUAUAAUAGCAAUGAACUUACAGGACUUUAGGUAGAUGAUCUGAGCCAUUUGAGAACUGGCUGCCUCUUAGCAUCCAGAUGGAGUUUGUGCCCUGAAGUCUGUUUGGGCUGUUGCUGCUUUGUGGGAGAGGAUUGAGCUGAUUGCCCUUGCUGCUUUCAGCAGGGAUCCCUUCUAUCUGAUGUCCAUGGAGGGCGCUGUCAUCCAUACUGCCUUGGAGUUCAGUAGUCUGAGCCUUCUCUCGAUUACGGGCAAGUCAGGGAAUGGUGAACACACAUGCGUCCAUAAAGGCUGAAGUUUAAAGCCAGAGCCAGGCAGGAUCAGGCCUUAUGUGGGGAGAUGAAGGUAAUCAGGAGGAUGGGAUGGGAUGGUUCGAAAGUUGUCUGUGAAGGCAACUGUGUGCACCAGCGUCCUGAAUCUGCUAAGGCUUGACUGGGUGCUGAGAUUUUCUGUGUUCAGUCCAGGGAACAGAGUCCUCCAGGGAGAACUGACUGAUCCUUCUGUGUGUUCUUCUUCCUCUUCCUCUGGCUCCUGGAUGAAGUGAAUCCCCUGGAAGCAUCCAGCAGCCUAUCCUUAAUAAAGUCUGCUAUGGCUUGGCCUGAAAGAGCUCUCUUGUCAUGCAGCCUCUACUGGCUGUACCUGAGGCACCUGCCUGGUGGGUCACUUUUGCUCCACAUCUCAGGAGAGGGGAAUCAGUGGGAUGAUGCUCCAAGGUAGUAGAGAGAGCCGUGGAGGCGUUGUUGGGGUGGGAGAUCUGACUAUGAAACCAAAGGAUGUGCCGUGCUGGUGGGAGGAUUUGCAGGUGUUUCCAAAACAGGGACAGAGAAAAGGGAAUGUCACUAAUGGCUUCUUAUACUUGGAGGAAAAAAAAAAUAUAUCAUUCUUUGUCAAAUGAAAGAAUCCUAAUGACAGCAUGGCAGUCUGAGAAUCUCCUCCUCCUCAGUGUGGGGGAUGACAGUAAUACAAAGCCUGAGCGUUUCAGCCCCGGCCCAUCCAGACGCUCAGCAUUUCCCAAAGUUUCCCAUUGAAUACAGAUCCAUUCUCCAAACAAUUCUCUUUCAGCAUAUCAAUUCCCAAGUAAUUAUUAUUUAUCCAAGAGUAGGUCUGAUGCAUAUUCAUGGUGUUUUAUGAGCAGAGGGCAUCUGAAUUUGAUGUCUCGGCUAAGUACUAAAGAGAAGCCAGUUGCAAGUGUCGAAUCUGCACACAGCUUUGUGGCAGUAGAAGGAAGGACUCAGUCAGACCCGCAACUUACCACGGGUCUGCCUCGGUCAGGACCAAACCUAAGAGCGGUUUUUCUGGCAUAGCAAGUAUCUGUCUUAACAAAACAUCCAUGCCCUGCCCUCUUCUAAUUGCCUCUCUCCUUGGAAGACAGUGAGUCUCAGGAAAGGGAAGGGAACAAUGUCGUGUUCCAGAUCCGUUUCACGAGCCUUUCUCUAAGUUCUAGGCAUUUCCCCAGACUGGUCAGUCCAAGCCUCUCAUUCACUCAGAAUCUGUCGGAUAGAGCCGACAGUGAACUGCUAGACUCUCAGCUCAAGUAGUGAUUUGAUGAAAGGCCGCCAUAGGGCAGUAAUGACUUUGAGUAGAGUGGUAGACUUCUAAUCUUCUGAUCAAACUAGACUCAAGGUCACUUGAUGGCUUUUUGAGCAUAGUCCUCUAUCUGUCUCUGUCAUAGUCUCCUUGGUCAGUCUCUGACCACCUUCCUUUUAUCUGCAUCUUACAUUUACUGCCAGGGACGCAGUAGGGUACAGCUGUACCUCUUAGCUGGCCCUUGGCUCCCUGGUCCUGCAGGUGGGCUCAGUCUUAAAUAAACCUCUUCAAGCUUUCUGACUCUGUAGGAUUUUUGUCAAGGGACUUUUUGUCAUGGUCUCCAUCUAUAAUCAGUUAUAAUCAUCUAUAUAUCAGUUAUCAUCUCCAUCUAAAAUCGGUUAUGUAAGUGGGUUCAUAACAGGUCAUCCUGGCGUCUUUCUCAUACCUGCAGUAGGCCAUCUGCAGCAUGCAUGCCUGGGUCUUCUGCAGGACUGAUGAGUUCUGGAGAAGUCAGCUUUCACUCGUUCCAUCAGACUACUGCUAGAACAGUGCAAGGUCUUUCAUUGAACUACCAGGAGUCCCCAGAAUUCAGUAGCUGUAACUGUCAUCUUAGCGCUGGGGGUGAGAACAUUAUUUCCCUUUCUCUGAGCUCCCCAACCCUCCUGUAACACUUCUCAGUUUAAAAUCUAAAGGUAAAGCCCCAAUCUCUUGCAGAUAAUGUGUGCUCUUAAAGCUGCUUAUUAUAUUCUUUAUGUCCCCUCAUCGCAUUUGCUCCCACACUCCAAUCUGAUUCGGCUGUUGCCUUUAGGACCAUGUUUAGUUCUUUUUGAUGUUGCUGUGACUUUUUCUAAGACCUCGAGACCUCUUCCAGCCUCACCUCAAUUCCUUCAGUGCUGGUCUUGAACAGGCCUCCCUUGGCCUUGAACACAUAGGGGCAAAGAGGAUGUUAACCAACUCCUAAGUAGUUCCAGGUCAUUCUACAGUGUGUAAAUAGUGAACUACCCCAGUCCCUAGCCCAGCAUGAGGCUCGCCUGGCUGCAUUAGCUUCUGCUUUCACAUAGACCAGAAGUUCAAGGGUGUGGAUGAAAAAAUAUAGCCACACCUUGAAUCGUACCUGGGAUGUAGUUGGUGCCUGCAUAGCAGCAUGCUGGGCCUGCCUGGCUCCAGGAUUGUGGCUGGCUGACAGCAGUUAAGUGGGCCAGAUAUGUUUACAGUUUGCCAAGCCCUAGCCUAGCUCUUGGGAAAAUGAUAGUGAAGCUCAUUGGUACUAUUUAAAGAUCUCCUCUGCCUGUUGCUACUUCUGCUUAUUUAGGAACAAGUAAUUUGUUAUGGAUGCUUUGUGGUAUUGUGUGUUGUGCUCAGAGAAACAGUGCUGAGAACACGCUGCACCCCCACCCUGGCCCUCUAUGUAGCGUCUGUCCUUGUGGCUUCUCCCCGUCCCCAGCCCUGUCCAGGUCCCUGGCAUAUGCAUGCUGAGACAGCACUGCCUGCCUCUGCUGUCAUCUGGUAUGGGGAAGGGGGGAGGGCAAAUUGCUCUGGUUAUCUCCACUGCCAUUUCCAUGUGCCUGCCACUCACUCCCUAACUUCAGCCUGGCCCUGCCCCCACUUCUGAUGGAGGAGCUGGAGUCCAGGUACACUUGCUGAAGGAUCAGUUGGCUGCUGAGGCUGCGGCAAGGCUGGAGGCCCAGGCUCGAGUGCACCAGCUUCUGCUGCAGAACAAGGACAUGCUCCAGCACAUCUCUCUGCUGGUCAAGCAAGUGCAGGAGCUGGAGCUGAAGCUGUCAGGACAGAACGCCAUGGGCUCCCAGGACAGCUUGUUGGAGAUCACCUUCCGCUCAGGUGCCCUGCCUGUGCUCUGUGAACCCACCACCCCUAAGCCGGAGGACCUACACUCACCGCUGCUGGGCGCCGGCUUGGCUGACUUCGCCCACUCAGCGGGCAGCCCCUUAGUUGACCACAGCAUGUUCGAGAAUUUGAACACAGCCCUCACUCCCAAGCUCCAACCCAGCCGUUCCUUCCCCCACCUGUCCAGAUCUGCGGCCCCAAGCUCCGUCACCCCUGGCUCUGCAGAGCCAGGAGGACCAGGACUGAGGGUGGGCAGCAGCCAGCACCUUAAGAACCUGGGCAAAGCCAUGGGGGCCAAGGUCAAUGACCUCCUGAGAAGAAAGGAGUCCUCAAGCCUGGGCAGUGUGGGUGUGAUGGAGAUUAACAAGACUGUUGGGGCCCAGCUGCCUGGUGGGGAGGAUGUGGCCUGUGGAGCCUGGCUGGAGGAUGAAAGGUCAGUCCAAGAAGCCUUCCCUCUGCUGGAUCCUCCACCUCCCAUAACCCGGAAGCGAACCCCUCGGGCCCUGAAGACCACCCAGGACAUGCUGAUUUCAUCGCAGCCCGUCCUAAGCAGUCUCGAAUAUGGGACAGAACUGUCACCUGGGCAGGCCCAGGACUCUCCACCCACUGCUCAGCCUGUCUCUGGAGAUACUUCGAGGCCAGAGUCUACCGUUGAAAUGCGAGAUAAGGGAGAGGCUCUGCCCAACGGUGAGGUGCCCCUCUUGGUACCUGACCUAAUACACAAGAACAGCCAGGAGGAAUCCAAGCUAAAGGCAACUGAGUGCAGAAAAGGCUCCUCCCCUGGCCCCAUUGAGAGGAAUGGCCUCAAACUCAGCUUGAGCCCCAUCAGCAGCCUGGCUGAGUCCUGGGAGAACAGCAGCCCGCCUCCACGGGCACGGACCUCCAGUCUUGACCACGAGGGCCUUCACCCGGACCUGCUCUCCUUUGAGUAGUGUGUCUUGUCUUCCCUGCCGAACAUGCUCUUCACUUUGUCCUCCACUUUACACAGGUCCUUUGUCCCAACUCUGCCAUGCCCCCAUCUUCCUCGUGGAAGGCACAGCAGAGCCCACUUUCAACCUGAGGUGUUGUGGGACCAGAUGGCCACAAGUAGUCCCCGUUAAGGAGUCUGCAGAAUGGCAAAAGGAUGUGGGUGGCAUCUCUGAUCGAUCCUACUUCUCUGUAAGAUCCUCUGGCUGCUGUUGGAACCCAUCUACCCUCGGGCUUGUCCCAGCUUCCUACUGAAUUACAGGGCCACCGGCCUAGGAGAAUGGAUCCAGCAGGAAUUCUCUUUGCCUGUCUGAUCAGAUGCAUAUGCUGUCUGUUCUUAUACACCCCCGCCCCCACCAAGUCCUGAUUCUGUCCCUUUCUUCCAUAGUGGUCCAAGGGCUCCCUGCCUUGAAGGAAAUACAGCUAGGGAGGGAUGGUAGGUUUGGCUUAGGGAUGGGAUCCGGCCUGGAAAGCUACACCUUGACCACAACCUCAUCAUACUUCCUUUAGCUUCUGGGCCAUGUGGACCCCUAGCCACCAUCUUUCCUCUGUUUCUGGGAUAGGGCCAGAAAAGGUGCUUCCAAGGCCUGGGACCUUGAGGACUUCCUCAAAGGUUGAACCUCGUCACCAGGGUUCCAGGGUUUUCCCCUCCAGUGAGAUAUACCCCUGCCUCUCUGGGUAGGCACUUCGGACAAUAGUAUGGGCAGUUGUGCUGGGGUUCCUUGCUAUGUGUGUGAAGACAGAGGUAGGCAGGCCCCUGCAGAAGCAGCAGAGAGUGUUCUAACAUUCAAGAGGAGAGCUUGGGAACAUGGAAUGGUCCUGCAAGAGCCAAGGGCGGAGAUCAUAGAGAAGAGUAAAGUGAGGACUGAGAAGGGCGUCGCUGAGAAUCAGAGCAGCUUCUCAGGCCACUCCACACCAAGAAUGAGGCAGUGCCGGGGCCUGGGAACAGUAUGUGUGAGAGCCAGGGUGGAGCAUGUGAGAGACUGGAACGUGGUGAGGACUGUGGCGGCAAAGUGAUUGUGGAAGUGAAAGUGCUUCUUUGUGCGUGUGCUGAAGGGUCCUGAGUUCCCUGCAGCAGCAGGCCUGCCUAGAGAUACCCAGAGCCUCUGUCCUUUAUCAGGUGACAAAGAUCCUCCUCUGCUUCUGCCGGCAGGAUCUGUGUAAGGAACCAGCAAGGUUUAUCAGCCCUUGACUGGUUCUUGCCUUCCAGGUUAACUUGCUUUGGGUUCUUUUCUCCCUCCAGGGGCCCUAGCAUGCUGUCUUCCUGUGGCCUGGAGACUCUGUAGUGAUCCCAGCCACAAGGGUCUUUGUAGCCAGAGGAGGACAUCCCUAGUCUCGAACACGGAGGUCAGAGCCCCACAAGGAGGCUGGGGAUGGUGCAUCCAGCCAGGGCAGGUCCUGUAGCACUCAUCUGGCUCUUCUUCCUGUGGUCUUUCCUUGGCUGCCUGCUGGGCUUCCCAUCUGGGAGACUGGGACACACAGGCCUCACUUCCCAGUUCAACAUCACGAGCGUGCUGCCCUCCGCCCAACCAGCAGACAUCUGAGCUAAAUCCUGCAGAACCAGAAUAGGAGGCCUCGGCCGGGAUCCCUGGGAUGAGGGUCCCCUCUCAUAUACUUGCUUAAGCAGCUGUAUGGCUCCAGCCAUCUCUGCCCUCUGACCCUCUUCUCUCACCCCGUCUUCCAUUGCCACAGAGAACAAGGCUUCAUCCCGUGCUCGCUGCGAAGUCCUGUCUCUUCCUCUCAGAUGAGAACCCGUGCAGCCAGGCAUCUGAAGGCCCUGAUGGAGCAUAUAGGAUGGUUAACACAUAUGUAGCACAUGUGCCUUGCUCCAAGAACAUCCCAAGGAUGUGACAUCUGACCCUGAAGUCAGAGAAGUCCUUAGGACUAGCAUUUGAGGACCUAUGAAUUUUCCCAGAAUGAGUUGUGAUAUUACCUGAAAUAGAGAGAGUCUAGGCUGUGGGGUGGAAAGCCUAAGCAUACACUAGAGAGCAAGCCCAAUGUAAUCUGAGCUCUCCAAGCCAGAAUCUUGGUUUGCUCCUCUGAUGGGAAACUCAGCUGGUAGCUGCUCUCUGGGGCUGCCCUUCCCCAGAGACUAAGUGAUAAGGUUGCCUAAGACCGACAGCAUGAGGCUUGGCUUGCUUAAGCACCCAGGAUACUGCUAGAGUCCUGGCCCUCAGGCCCAGGAUUAGCCAAAAGAUCCCACCGUAUUGUCCCAGGACCCCUGAAAAGGAAACUUCUGAGUACUUUAGACUUGUGUUGGAUGUUGAAUUAGGUGUCGUGGAUGCCUACACCAACUCCUCGAAUCUUGGUCAUCUCCCAGCUACAGAAGUGAUGCUGCUACCUCGGGAGGCCCUUUGAGACUGAGCCGUGUCUUAGAUGCUGCAGAUGCUGCCUGGUGCUAGGGGGACCAGCAGGAACAAACCCUCUUGAGGGCUUUGAUUCACAUCAGCUCUUCCAUCUAGUGCCCCAACAGGCCCACUGACCAUCCCAGCAGUCUGGACGGUAGCACGGCAGCCUUCACAAUGAAUCAGGAUCCUCUGGGGGCUUGGUCUUUGGGUAGCUUGAUCUGCAUUGGGGCGUGGUGGGGGGGUCGGUCGUCAGGCUAAUGGGGAGGAAUGGAGAAUCUAACUUCUAUGUUUAAGAAGCUGGGGCCUUGGAGCCUUUUUCUCCCCACUUCUUUCCAGCCCCAUUGUAUACCCCCAUUCAGCCCAUAGCUUUACCCUGAGAGAUCACAAAGUCUGCUUCCAGAAGCCUGGAAAGAGGGUGUUCCCUCCCCAUUCCCAGCCCACACCUCUCUCUAGAAAUGUAUCUGUGAAUGUUCUGUAUCUGGGAGACGUGAAGACAUGUGUUUUUAUUCCAUCAUCUUUUACAGAACAAGUUUGGUCGCUGUUUGAAAGAACAAGAUUAUAGUUCUAUUCUGAGUAUUUUUUAGAGAGUUCGUAUUUAUAUUUUUAGAGAUUUUUUCUUGUAGAAGGAAAUUGCAUAAUAAAAUGAUAAUUGUU
Molecule: messenger RNA, 7807 nt
Organism: Peromyscus californicus insignis
Lineage: Eukaryota; Metazoa; Chordata; Mammalia; Rodentia; Cricetidae
Gene: CUNH1orf226
Product: chromosome unknown C1orf226 homolog
Exons: 5
Coding region: 3719-4771 (350 amino acids)
Molecular function (GO): nitric-oxide synthase binding
Source: RefSeq, a predicted model, not a curated record